Messenger RNA from Symbiodinium natans, 654 nucleotides. The record is from the annotation of a GenBank genome assembly. NCBI's taxonomy places the organism in Eukaryota, Dinophyceae, Suessiales, Symbiodiniaceae.
AUGUUGCCUCUCCGUGAGCUGGUCGGUGAUCAAAUCGUGGAGAUCAACGGGAAGCGCGUGGCCGCGUUUGACGAGUUCCUCGAGCAGUUCUUGGCCGCGCAGGUCCAGGGCUUCCCCAUCACCUUCAGUGUGCUCCGACGGGAAGCUCCAGAGCAAGUGCCGGAAGAGGAUCCGCUGGAGAGCUUCUUCAGUGAGAUGGACUUUGCGGAUCUGGCCGGACGGCUGAAAAGCAAGUUUGGCGGGUCCCCCGGCAAGGCCGAGCUGGCAAGCGCGGGCACUGGCAGCUCAGGUGAUGCCAUUUUGGAGAACCCCUACAUCCAGGCUUUGCGCCGGAGGCGCACUGAGCUGAGCAAGAGCCCGGAGGGCUGGAGCGAGGACAGCCCGUCGCUCGCUGCCAAGAUGGCCACGGAGCGCGGGGACGCCCUCGCCACGCUGAGCCGGGCGUCCACCGACACGCCUCGGAGGUUUGACCGGAAACCUGGCCUACUUGAUUGGUCCCUUUGCGUCAUGAGGCCAUGCCACGAGAAGGAGGUCGCCGAUGAGCUUCGGACAACCCCCAGAAUGGACUACGACUACGCGCAGGCGCCAGUGUGGCUGAGCACGAACAAGGUGCCGAAUGCGGUUGUGCUCAGUGCCCGGGGACAGGCAACAUAA